AAAAACACUUAAACCAUGUCAAGGUAUGGACACACAUGCGGUGCAGCAGAGAGAGCUGUUGUCUGCGGCGGGUGGACUCCUCCCUUCUACCUGAAUCUUGGUCAUAGCCUCCAGGAUUUUCCAGGACUCUUAAGUCUCUGAACUGGACCAUGGGGGAGAGACGUGCACACUCCUUUCACAUGACGUGCCACGUGCAGCGCGACUACGGCAGCCGGAUGGGGAGCUCCUUCAUAAGUUGCAGACCCAACGGAUACGCCAGCACGAGCCUCAGCCUCAGCCUGGACCAGGACCAGGACAUGGAUUCUGACCCCUCAGCCUCCGUCGACUCUACAACUGCUAGUUCUGCCCUGCGGGUUCCUGCACCUGGCAGAAGCUACUACUCUCCUGUUUCACUGGAACUGGACCCCACAGCGGUGAAUAAUGGAUCAGGCAUUCCCUGCUGUCCGCCGGUGGACACAAAAGACCCUGCGCUGCAGACCAUACACAACCAGCCCUCCAUCACCUCUGGCCCUCCACCUCCACCUCUUCCUCGUUCGAGCUGGCUGCAUCAUCAAAAGGAUUUCCACAGUCCUUACAUCAAGACUAGCAUGCAGGGGGAUGUUUACAACUUCCUAGAGAGACCUGCUGGACUGAAAUGCUUCCUUUACCACUUCCUCGUCUUCCUUAUGGUCCUGGUGUGUCUAAUCUUCAGUGUCCUGUCCACUAUAGAGCAAUAUGCGGAAUUUGCCACUGGAACCCUCUUCUGGAUGGAGAUUGUGCUGGUGCUGUUCUUUGGCUCAGAAUAUGUGGUCCGGCUGUGGUCGGCAGGCUGUCGCAGCAAAUAUGCAGGCAUCAAAGGACGCCUCCGCUUUAUCAGGAAGCCCAUAUCAAUCAUAGAUUUGAUAGUGGUCAUUGCCUCAAUCAUUGUGCUCGGUGUAGGGUCCAAUGGCCAAGUCUUUGCCACAUCUGCCAUCAGGGGCAUCCGUUUCCUCCAAAUCCUGCGAAUGCUACAUGUGGAUCGACAGGGAGGAACAUGGAGGCUCCUGGGAUCUGUAGUCUUUAUUCAUCGACAGGAGCUGAUCACCACGCUGUACAUCGGCUUCCUGGGCCUGAUCUUUUCCUCCUACUUUGUCUACUUGGCGGAGAAGGAUGCUGUGGAUGAGGAGGGCAAGACGGGCUUCUCCAGCUACGCAGAUGCCCUGUGGUGGGGCGUGGUGACUGUCACCACGAUCGGCUACGGAGACAAAAUUCCUCAAACGUGGAUAGGCAAGGCCAUUGCCUCCUGCUUCAGUGUGUUCGCCAUCUCCUUCUUUGCUUUGCCUGCUGGUAUCUUGGGCUCAGGAUUUGCCCUGAAAGUCCAACAGAAGCAGAGACAGAAACACUUCAACAGACAGAUUCCUGCUGCAGCCUGCCUCAUCCAGACACUUUGGAGGUGCUAUGCCGCAGAGAAACCAAACGGCUGUGCUGCGACAUGGAAAAUGUAUGUUCUAACUCCAGAGGUUAGAGUCACCACAGUGGAACCUGAGACGUUCAGCCCACACAUCAGGAAACUAAACAUAUCGAAAAAGGGGAACAAGAGGAGGUUGAAGUCCAGAGGGAAUGGCGCCAUGGGUGUGGCCUCGGAGAGGGCGGUAUCGAUCCCCCAGAUCACCUACGAUCACAUCGAUGACUCCGAGGAGAAGAAAGAUGUCUCAUUUUUCCUGGAAGAGCCAAGAGGCGCAGUUGAAGGAAUCGCCAGAAUGUUCAGACAAACAGUAAGGAGGAAUCGCGACAGCACCUCCAUUGACAUCUCCCGCGCCAACAGCUUAACAGACGAACUGGACUACAUGACUGAGGACAUUCCCCUGCCGCUGAUGAAAGCUCAGUUGUCCCAUGCCCAGAGAUCAGCUGUCAAAGUCCUUCGAAGAAUGCAGUACUUUGUGGCCAGGAAGAAAUUUCAGCAAGCGCGGAAGCCCUACGAUGUGCGAGACGUGAUCGAGCAGUAUUCCCAGGGUCACCUCAACAUGAUGGUCCGCAUCAAGGAGCUGCAGAGAAGGCUUGACGGCACACUGGGGAAGCCAGGAAUGUUUCUUCCAGGAAAAGGAGAAGAUAAAGAAUACCCAACUAUUGGAGCGCGAAUGAUCAGGCUAGAAGAUAAGGUGCACAAGAUGGACGAGAAAAUGGACUCAGUUCUGCGGAUCCUGUUGGAGCAGUUUCCGCCCAAGCCGGAGCUGACAUCCAAGCCGUCUAUCCGCAGGGUGACCAUCCAGAAACGCAUGGGUGCCAGCAUCGACGAGGGGCUCUGAUGUAGCAGGGAUGGUCACACUAGGUAUGAUGGUGUCGUCACCAAUGGAGAAUUUAAGGACCAGGAGUUCACAUAAACAGCCUAGCCCCAUAAGAUGGACCAAUAAUAAGGGGGCAGAGUCUUCCACAAAAAAACCCUCCCUCUCUUCCAUUUACAGUCCCAAAUUUUUUCAUUGACUUUCUGACAAAGGAACAACUUUUACUUGGCCCUGCUUUGCUCUGAACAUGAGCCCAAGAGUGCUACUGAGAGUUGGAUUCAUGGUGUAGAAAGAAGGCUGACUGCCCUCUUCCUUCUGACGAUUUUUGGCCCUGUUUGGGUCUUUUUCAUCGACUUAAUGUAGCUCUCGCUUCUACACCAGCAUUGUGGGCCUUCAGUCUUCCUCUGCAGGACACAGUCAUUCAAGCAGCGACACGCUACUUGAAUUCAUUUCCCUACAUUAGCCUCAUAAUCACACUACUAAGAUAAUGUUAAUUUAUGUGUGGCCUGUCACAGAGCUGCAUUCCUCUACUCCAAAUAUUAUUCCAAAGCUAACUAACCCGGUAAUGAAGUCGUAAUGCAGUCAAAGCGCUCAUGUUCCCCAAAGACACAGAGAAAAACUCAGAGUCCAGCCGUGGCAGAGGCA
Messenger RNA from Centropristis striata (black sea bass), 2885 nucleotides. It is a transcript of the gene kcnq1.2, whose product is annotated as potassium voltage-gated channel, KQT-like subfamily, member 1.2. Bases 150 to 2264 code for a protein of 704 amino acids. Gene Ontology annotation, molecular function: voltage-gated potassium channel activity. NCBI's taxonomy places the organism in Eukaryota, Metazoa, Chordata, Actinopteri, Perciformes, Serranidae. The record is from RefSeq and is a predicted model, not a curated record. The transcript is spliced from 18 exons. Gene Ontology annotation, cellular component: membrane. Gene Ontology annotation, biological process: potassium ion transport; transmembrane transport.